CGGCCGGUCCCUUCCUGCCGGCCCGGGCCGACGCGCAGCGGCUCCGCCCGCCGCCCCGUUGGCGUUGGCGGGAGCAGGGAGGGGCCGGGGGCGGCUCCGGCGGUGGGGCCGGGCCGGGCUGCGGAGGUGCGCGCUGCCGGCGGCUCGCUGUUCUUACUGGACGUGCUUGGUAAGAUGGAGCCGCCAACCUCCUCCAGAUUGAAUUCCCGAAAAAGAAGAAAAGAUGGAUCUGGCCCCAAUGGGGCGACAGAGCUGGAUGGAAUCCCUCCAAAAAUGUCCCGGCGUUCACUCGGACUGAGGGAACCGGCUCCUUUUUCAGAUGAAGUGGAAAUCGAUUACAGCAAGCCGUACAUCAGAGUAACAUAUGAAGAAGCAAUGAGAGGGACCCCUUUGGAUCGCCCCGUCAGAGUUUAUGCUGAUGGAAUAUUUGAUUUGUUUCACUCUGGACAUGCCCGGGCCUUGAUGCAAGCGAAGAACCUCUUCCCAAACACAUACCUCAUUGUUGGAGUCUGCAGUGAUGAGCUAACCCAUAACUUCAAGGGCUUCACGGUAAUGAAUGAAAAUGAACGGUAUGAUGCUGUGCAGCACUGUCGCUAUGUGGAUGAAGUGGUGAGAAAUGCGCCGUGGACGCUCACUCCUGAGUUCCUGGCAGAGCACAGGAUCGACUUUGUUGCACAUGAUGACAUCCCCUAUUCUUCUGCUGGCAGCGAUGAUGUUUAUAAGCAUAUAAAAGAAGCAGGCAUGUUUGCACCAACUCAGAGGACUGAGGGAAUCUCAACAUCAGAUAUCAUCACCCGGAUCGUGCGGGACUAUGAUGUUUAUGCCAGACGGAACCUGCAGCGGGGCUACACAGCUAAAGAGCUCAAUGUCAGCUUCAUAAACGAGAAGAAAUAUCACCUCCAGGAGCGUGUGGAUAAGGUGAAAAAGAGGGUGAAGGAUGUAGAGGAGAAGUCAAAGGAAUUUGUCCAGAAAGUGGAGGAGAAGAGUAUUGAUCUCAUUCAGAAGUGGGAGGAGAAGUCCCGGGAGUUCAUCGGCAAUUUCCUGGAGAUGUUUGGCCCAGAAGGCGCGUUGAAACACAUGCUGAAGGAGGGCAAGGGCCGGAUGCUGCAGGCCAUCAGCCCAAAGCAGAGCCCCAGCAGUAGCCCCACACAUGACCGCUCCCCGUCUCCCUCCUUCCGCUGGCCCUUUUCAACCAAGACUCCUCCUUCCUCACCGGCCAACCGCUCCAGGAAUGAGUCUGCAGUCACCUAUGACAUCAGCGAGGAUGAAGAGGAUUAAGCUGCCAGCCAGGAUUUGCUGCGAACCGCUAAUCGCCAAAUCCUAAGACCGAACCCACUGGGGAACUCUAAAUGAGCGAGAGAGCCAUAGGAACAGGGCUGACGGUGAGCACAGGGCCUUGGAGGCACCCGUUGCUCUUAGCAAGGGCUGCUGCCUGGAAGCACAUUAAAACCUCCUCUCCCUUCUCCUCCCUAAAUCCCCUUUUUAUGUUUAUGUUCUAGCGGUUUCCAGGGGGAAGAUGGUUUUUAUAUUUUAAGAAAAUGCUCUUUUAAAGCGCAAAGAAUAGCACUCAAGCGUGGCUUUUGUUUUGGUUUCUUUUCCCUUGUUAAACCUCCAGGCAAGAGGGAGAGUGGGAAGACCCAUCUGUCUCUUCUUUCCUUCAGCUCCUCUGUCUUAUUCCCCCCACCCCCAGGCAGUAUCCGUGCCGCUGCCAAACGAAAGACCCCUCGGUUCCUCAACCAGCGUGACCUCGAGAGCACGCAAGAAGCGGUGGUGUAAAGAGGCUUCUAGGAAACAGAGACAUCUCUGCUGCGCUGAAGCAGAUAGGAAUCUAUCCAGCACUGCUCACGUGCCUCUUAGCUGAGCUUCCCAGUGUGUCACAGUGAGGACGUGCUUGGUAGGGGGCUGCCAGCUUAGCACGCAGGAGUUACACCUUGGAAGAGCUCACAGUACCAUAGAGUCGCACACCGCUUAAUCGUGCGGCAUUCACAGCUCCAAAUUGUAUGGGGCCUGCAGGGGAAGGGCCUUUCCAGCUAAUCUUAACAGGACUGCUAAACCUUGAGCUAAAAUUCAGCCCUCAGCUGCUGUUGGAGAGAAGAGAAUGAAUCUUUGCUUCAGGUCACUUGCUCUCUGUUUUGCAUUUCCUUGCGUGUGUGAGAGCCCAGGUAGGAAACAAAUGUGUGUACUCCUUGGAGAAUAUCCUUGUCCCAGUCUCCGGUGUGUAAUGAGUUUUACUGUCUGUCCAAAUUGCCCCCCAGCGCUGCUCUGUGCAUGUUUGUCUGUGUUUCAGUUGCUGUGCUCUAAGGGCUGGAGCAGUCCUUUGCACUGGUGCCAUGAAGUCGCUGCUGUAAGGACAAAACGUGAUUUCAUACAGCCAGUUUGCUGUCUGUGUCGGUGUGUGCAGCUGGACAGAUAAAGGGCACGUUUUACCCCAGUGAAGGGUCCUGGUCCCGUGUGACCCGGCUUGCGCAAUAAAUGCACAAAUUAGUGCCCACUUACUCCGCUCCUUGAGGCAGGCCAGAAAGCAUCUGAGAGCGCUGCAGCUUUUUAAGAUUUUAAACAUGUAAACUGCUCGUUUGAAACCGUGGUCCAAGUUGUGCCUGCUUUCGUGUCUGUAACAAACACUGAGCUUUGUGGCCUGUGGCUCCCCGCAGGCAGUCGCCCUCCCCGUGCCGCAUGCCGGUGCGCAGAGCAGGCUGGUGCACUCUGUCCCAGCGGCCAGCACUGGUGGGACUGGACUUGCUGCCUCGUAGCUGUGAAGCUCCCGCUUGCUUUUCUGUUCAGGUUUGCCUGCGAUACGCGUUGUCUCCUGGUGGAGCUACUGAGCUGAGUUGCCUGUAUCCUCCUGCGAUGGCGGGAGCAGAGGACCGCAGGGAGCCCUGUCAGCAAUGCUGCAGGAGGUCUUCAGAGCAGGAUGCAGGGCGCGGGGAGCAGCAGGUCCAAGGAGGCAAAUCGCCAAGUGCUGCCACAGGCUCUGCACAGUGUGAUGCUUGCAGGGGACGCAGUGGCCCUGUGGUAGGGGCAGGCUGUGCUUCCUCCCAGCUUAUAUCUUGCUGGUCCUUUGUCAUGCUGCCCAAAAGGCUUGACAGAGACUCCGUGCUUCUGUUGAGGCUAGAGCCUGCCUGUAUGGGAAAGGGUAUUCGGGGGGUGCCUCAUCUGCCACUUGGACCUCUCUCAGCAGGAGCGUGCACGGCUCUGGGAGCAUGGCUGGCUACUACAGAUUUUAAGCCAUUUUAAUGGUCACUUUGUACAAGCCGGUUGUUAAUCCCCUGGUUUAUAAGUGGUAGAGCACAGCACUUACUUUAUAUCACCCACAUUCUCUCUUCCCUCAUCUUCCCCACCUUCCUUCCUCACCCUUCCCCUCAGUAUGGGUGUUGUGUUGCUUUCCUGAGCCAGAUCAUGAAGGCCAGGCUGCUUUAGAGCCUUACUACUGUUUUAAACACAAGUUAUGCAACGGUGUUCAGUAAAUUUGGAUAACAAUGAUGUUUUGGACGGUGGUUUGUUCUACAGAGACCUUAAUGUAUCUCUUGGUCACUCUGCAAAACCUGGGGUGCUUGGUAAGCAGCCAGCCAUGGUUUUACAUGUAGCUUGGAAUAACAGAGCUGUUUCUUGUAACCAGUAAUUACUGCUUCCUCCUUGCACUUAAAUUAAAUCGGACACUCAAAUUCCAAA
Molecule: messenger RNA, 3669 nt
Organism: Falco peregrinus (peregrine falcon)
Lineage: Eukaryota; Metazoa; Chordata; Aves; Falconiformes; Falconidae
Gene: PCYT1A
Product: phosphate cytidylyltransferase 1A, choline
Exons: 9
Coding region: 175-1278 (367 amino acids)
Biological process (GO): CDP-choline pathway
Cellular component (GO): endoplasmic reticulum
Molecular function (GO): choline-phosphate cytidylyltransferase activity; phosphatidylcholine binding
Source: RefSeq, a predicted model, not a curated record